Molecule: messenger RNA, 477 nt
Organism: Hydractinia symbiolongicarpus
Lineage: Eukaryota; Metazoa; Cnidaria; Hydrozoa; Anthoathecata; Hydractiniidae
Product: type I iodothyronine deiodinase-like
Exons: 4
Coding region: 1-477 (158 amino acids)
Molecular function (GO): thyroxine 5'-deiodinase activity
Source: RefSeq, a predicted model, not a curated record
AUGGCGGAGUUGAAGCAAUUUCUUGAUCUUUGUGAAAAAUUUCAAGGGAUUGUUGAUUUCGCCAUAAUAUACGUCGAAGAAGCACAUCCGGCCAACGGAUGGAUUGUCAAGCAUCAACGACUAUUACCAGCUCAAAACAACAUUUCUGAUAGAAUUGAUGCUGCAAGUGAGUUACAGAGUAUGUGUCCUAAAAUUCCCAUGUACGUAGAUCCAUUCGAUAACAAGAUCUGUAAAGCCUUUGCUGCAUAUCCAGAACGAUUAUACGUACUACAAGACAAUGCUGUAAGAUACCAAGGUAAAAUGGGACCGUUUGGAUAUUCAGUUAAUGAAGUUGAAACUUGCAAAACAUAUACAGUUUGCAAAAUAAUACAUAAAAGAUCAAAAGUUUGUUGUGAUAAGAAGGAACUGUAUUAUUAUAUAGAUGCUAUACUAAAUAGAGUUAAAAAGAAUAAAAUUAUGGAUAUUGAUUAUUUGUAA